AGUCUUACUGAAAUAUACAAUUGACUCUUGCACAUGGACAUAUACUUUGGUAAUAGUAGCUAUAAGUAACAUAAGAACUCGUAAAUAGCAAAAACCACUCUCGUAGCUCUUGUCUGAAAAUGAGGAAUUUCUACACCCAAGGUGCGCUAUUGCUUGUUUUCGCAGUAAUAGUAAACGCUCGUGCUGCAAGUUCUUGCCAAGGACACACGAAUGUACAAGACAAUUUCUGUUGGCCAGGCCAAACAUGCAUGCCUACACAUCAAGAUAUACUGGAUUUUGCCGCCUCUCUUGACGGAGACAUUAUCACACCCACGGACGAAAGAUACCCGAACGUCACAAUAAUGAUAAACACGCGCGUAACGAUGUUUCCUUACGUCGUCGUUAUGGCAGAAAGCGUUGAUGACGUCAUCAAAACGGUAAAAUUCGCGAACAAAUUCAAUGUCAAGCUUACGAUACGUUCCUCUGGGCACGACUACAUCGGACGGUCCACGGGUGAUGGCACUUUGCAGUUAAACCUCGAGAAAAUGAAGGGUUUGGAAGUCAAACUAAACUCGACAAGAAACGCCGACGGGGAGUUGAAGGCUCAAAGCGGGAACGCCUGGAUGCGCGUCUACACCGAGCUCAACAAGUUCAACCGUACGGUCAUUGGCGGCUCCUCGCCCACCGUGGCUAUUGGCGGCUUCACGUUGGGUGGUGGACACUCCCCUAUUGGCCGAAAGUUCGGACUCGCCAUCGACAAUCUCCUUGAGGUAGAGAUGGUAACGGCCAACGGGUCCCUCGUGUACGCAACGGAAACAGAGACUGUGCAUGUCGAUCCAGACACCGGCGCACGGAGCAUAUCUCAAGAUACCGAUAUAUUCUGGGCUCUCAGAGGCGGCGGCGGUGCAACGUUUGGGAUUGUGACGGCGUUCACGUACAAAAUACACAAGGACUCGCGUAUGGUAAGACUUGCAUGUAUUUCGGCCUUCAAAGACGCGAAUGGCAAUGACGUGGGCAGACUUUUCUUAAAGACAUUUAACGACCUUCUCUCUACGACAUUAGCUCCAGAAUGGGGAGGAUACCAAAUUCUCUCAGCAAAAGGAAGUCCUAUCUAUCACACACCAAGUGGUGUUUUUCUAUACCUGAACCACUUUGGCGAAUGGGGAUCACCUUCGUUUCACACGAUUGAUCCUUUCCUGAACAAAUAUCGAGGGCAGUGUCAGCUUGAUAAUAGGACGGAUUUUUUGGACUACGAGAAAGACACAAAGGACGCUCUUUAUACGAACAGUUACGUUUUUAGCACCUUUAUGCAACCUGGGGGAUUCACUGACGAUUUUUAUGAUUUCACAUACGAUAUGUUGCUGGCUAACCAUUCUGGACUUCCAAUUGAGAUGGGCUGUACCGGGACUCUGAUAGGAGGUCACAUGAACGACGUACAACCGGAUACGACAGCUAUGAAUCCAAGCAUGCGCACAGGGGUCAUGUGUUUGACUUGUGGAGGAACUUGGGAUCCGGAAAAGGCAGGGCUCCAGCCAGAGGAGGAUUUAGCCGCGCAGUUUGGCGACCGUCUAUUGACGUACGGACAGGGGACCUACUUUAACGAACCCUCGGCGCACCUCCCGAACUGGAAGACGGACUACUGGGGUGGACACUACGACCGACUUCUGUCCAUAAAGCGUCAGUGGGACCCGGACCAUGUGUUCACGUGUCUCCACUGCGUGGGCUCCGACAUGAACCGCCCGUUCGCACAGACGCCUCAACAGUCACCUGCCCUCGUUGGAUAAUGAGGCUGAGACUUGAAGUUAUUUUGACGGCGUUACAGGAAGUCAGAAUUUUAGGUAGAUGUUGGAAAUGCGCAAGUAAGUAAAAGGAAUAAACUUCUGCAUUUCGCUUAAACAAUGCAUUUACCUACGUUUAUUUCAGAAUUUCUCAAAUAAAAUUCAUAGUUUGGUCAAAAUAAUUGAAUUUUAUGAAUUGCUCAAUUCAACCAUUUUCAGUUUCGAUAUAUCUAACACAAGAUUCAGUCCUGUAGCAUCACGUUCCCACGCAUGUACAGCCUGUGCAGAUGCGCGCGGUAAAUUUGAAGCUGAUUCCCUGUUCAUCAUUGAGUAGGAGUGCUUGAGUCUCGGCUGUCUUAAUAUUCAUUCGCUAUUUAGACAAUACACAGUAUGUUAUUCGCGUUUUAAAGGGGAAAACACAUUGUGAAUGAGUCCCUUUAAGCAUGUCACGCAAUAGUAUUUAAACAUAUCAACUUAUUUGAUUACACGUUUUGUAGAUCAUCAUCAAUUUAAGAUGAAAUAACGCAAUUAAGGAUAUCUAAUUUUGUCCUUCAUGUUGGUUUUCAUAAGUGAAUCAUAUUAGGUAAGAACUGACCAUGUUAAUUUACACAAAUCUCCAGCUUUAAGCAUCAGAUAAUACAAAUCCAAUACUUUUAUGUAAUAGGAUGCGUCCUCUGUUACUAUCGAGUGGACGUUGAACAUCUAACGGCGCAGUAAUAACUUAUAUUAAGCUCAACAAUUCAUUAUCGAUCAAUUAUCCCAAAUCAAAAUUACAUGAAAAACAGGGCAUACAUAAUGGAAAACAAUGUUUGGACAUUUUGUUGAAAAGAAAACGUGAACAUGUUUCGGUUAUGCAAAGUCAUGACAUCCUUGAAAGGAUUGUAUAAAAGACGGUCCACAGGUUCACUAACAAACACAUCGAAACUCGCACACAGUGACGUUCUUUAACACUAUUGGUACUAACAGUUUUGUCAGUUAACGUCGAACUGCACCAAGCGUCGAAAUGAACAAUCUACUGUUAACUCUACUCAUCUUUGGAUGUCUGACGUUUGCCAUGAUGCCAGAGGCGGAAGCCCAAAGAGGUAAAUGUGUUUGAAAGAAAAUGUGCAUGGUUUCUUCUUAUUUCGUUCUCAAUGUGUGUUUUGUUCGUUAGAAAUACGUUUAGUCAAGAAAGCUGCUUUGUUUAAUAAGAUUAUAGUCCAUGCUUUGAGCCAAAGCUUCAUUGCACGGCUUUGACGUGAACAUAAAUAAGUCAUACAAACCAAAUGGACGGACAUGAAAGGUCAAGGAAAGUAUCAUCAAUAAUGAUACAGUUUACAGUUUUAAUGGUCCAAUUUUAGAGGAAAAAAAUCGGGUCUGAAAAAAAUCGGUCUCAUUAGUGGGUUGGUCGUGAAAACGAGGUGGUCGCAUAUAGGGGUUUUACUGAACAUUAGCAUUCACAUAGCGCACUGCUCUGGCACCGUUCAUGUAUGGACAUUUAGAUUCAUUCACGAUGUCUGUUACGAGUUCAAUUAAAGGACUGCGCGCUCAAAUUUGGCUACAUAAUGAAAUGGCCUCACCAUAUGUAUCACAAUUUCAAGUAUAUUUGUAUGCAGUGGAUGAUAUGAUUAGGAGUUAGAAAAGACCACAACAUUAUCAGUAUUUAAAUAUAAUUCGGUUUUUAGGAACGUAGUGAGAUACAAGAAUCUCCGGGUGCAAGUUCUUUAAAGUGCAAAUGUAAAACACCGAUACACGAGAAACACGAGAAACAAGACAACCUUUCUGGGUUCUCUAAAUGUUCAGUAUUACCAUCCAAUGUCGAGCGCCCGGACAAGAGUGCCACUGGUUUUACUUUUUAACGUCCUUUGGUAUGACGUCGCGUAUUCUGCCUUUUACCACCGAGCUUUAGAGGCAGUACGAUGGUUGAAGCUUUCACACUGAAAACAUGAACUAACGUAUUGAUUACUAAACACUAGGGAUGCAAACG
Molecule: messenger RNA, 3723 nt
Organism: Mya arenaria
Lineage: Eukaryota; Metazoa; Mollusca; Bivalvia; Myida; Myidae
Exons: 5
Coding region: 120-1763 (547 amino acids)
Molecular function (GO): FAD binding; oxidoreductase activity
Source: RefSeq, a predicted model, not a curated record